Magnolia sinica is the source of this 1050-nucleotide messenger RNA. RefSeq names its product 4,5-DOPA dioxygenase extradiol-like. Gene Ontology annotation, molecular function: ferrous iron binding; zinc ion binding; oxidoreductase activity, acting on single donors with incorporation of molecular oxygen. The annotation marks the transcript as partial. The record is from RefSeq and is a predicted model, not a curated record. The transcript is spliced from 3 exons. Lineage: Eukaryota; Viridiplantae; Streptophyta; Magnoliopsida; Magnoliales; Magnoliaceae.
UAUAAGUUGCCGUUCCUCCCGCAGCUUCUUCUUGCAAAACUCUCUCAAGAUUGUAAGAUGGAUACGUUUUUCUUAUCUCACGGAUCGCCGACUCUCUCCAUAGACGAGUCACUACCAGCGAGGCAUUUCUUGAAAUCGUGGAAGGAUAAGGUUUUCCCGGACAUACCUAAAGCGAUUCUGAUAAUAUCCGGGCACUGGGAAACGUCCGAUCCAACCGUCAACGUUGUCCAACGCAACGGAACCAUCCACGACUUCUAUGGCUUCCCAAAGCGUAUGUACGAGCUCAAAUAUCCAGCACCUGGUGCACCCCAACUGGCAAAGAGGGUGAAGGAAUUGCUGACAGGAGCUGGCUUCAAGCGUGUAAAGGAAGACAAAACCCGUGGGCUGGACCAUGGUGCAUGGGUCCCACUCAUGCUCAUGUACCCGGAGGCUGACAUCCCGGUGUGUCAGCUUUCUAUUCAAUCUGAGUUGGACGGGACACACCACUAUAACAUGGGGAAGGCAUUGGCCCCACUCAGAGAGGAAGGCGUCCUUAUAGUCGGGUCAGGGAGUGCUACACAUAACUUGAGGGCCAUUGGACCCAACAAUGGCAGCGUCAUUCCAUGGGCCCUCGACUUUGAUACAUGGCUCAAAGAAUCACUUCUAAAUGGAAGACAUGAAGAGGUGAACCAUUAUGAUGAGAAGGCACCUUACGCAAAGAUGGCACACCCAUGGCCAGAUCAUUUCUACCCUUUGCAUGUAGCUCUUGGGGCCGCUGGUGAAAGAGCGAAAGCAGAACUCAUCCAUCAUAACUGGGAAUCUGGGUCACUUUCUUAUGCUUCUUACCGGUUCUCAACCGCCCAAUGACUGUUCUGAUAAGUAAUGAUUUUUCUUACAUUUCUAGAUCUUCGCCAUAGUGAGUGUUGUGUGUUGUAUGAUGAUAAGAACUAUGCUGUAAUGAUUGUAUCAUAAUAAAUGAUGUACAUUGUACACCAUUAUAGUGUAAUGAGAUAUUGAACUCGAGUUUCUGUUAGUGGAAUGGUGUUUUAUGAAUAAAAAGGUCUGUUCUUA